Molecule: messenger RNA, 2433 nt
Organism: Mytilus californianus (California mussel)
Lineage: Eukaryota; Metazoa; Mollusca; Bivalvia; Mytilida; Mytilidae
Product: nucleoporin 88-like
Exons: 15
Coding region: 4-2172 (722 amino acids)
Biological process (GO): ribosomal small subunit export from nucleus; mRNA export from nucleus; protein import into nucleus
Cellular component (GO): nuclear pore
Molecular function (GO): structural constituent of nuclear pore; protein binding
Source: RefSeq, a predicted model, not a curated record
AAAAUGGCGGGUGUUGACAGUUGGCGCACAUGUUUAAAUAACCAGAAAUUUGUUAAAAAUCUUGCAGAAAACAAUUCUAAAGACUCAAAACAAAAACUCAGAAAUUUAGCUAAGAGUUUAUUUGUUGUAUAUGAUAGCGAUUUAUAUGUAUGGGACUCGUACGCAUGCCACAUUGUCUAUUUCAAUCUGAAGCAGUUGCUUUUGGAAGAUAAGGAAAAACAAGAAAGAUUUCAGACACUGCUAUGUACUGAUGCACCAAGGUUUGAUGUGGAAUGUUUGGUUUUCAACAGAACGGGGAAUUAUCUAGCAGUGUGGGGUCAGACUGGUAUUACUGUGAUAGAGUUGCCACGGAGAUGGGGAAAAUACAAUGAUUAUGAGGGUGGAAAGCAGUGUGUUCAGUGCAAAUCUUUAAAUGUAGCUGAGCAUUAUUUUGCUGGCCAUCAUGGAGUACGUCUGCUAACAGUACUGUGGCAUCCUGGGAGUGAGACAGACAGCCAUAUUGCUUUUCUGACUUCAGACAACACAUUAAGUGUUUAUAAUAUACAGGAACCAAAUAUUCCUGUCCAAGUUAUCAAACUAAGUAAUGCACCACAGGAUAUCAACCAAUCACCAACCAAGGUUUCAUUUCCUGCUGUGCUUGGAGAGUAUGCUGCUUCCUUUGAUUUUGGGCCCCCUGUAACAUUGAAAAAGAGGCAAAGACCAUAUACGAAGACAGAAACGGCAUCAGUGACUGUUUGGCCGGCAUAUAUUGUAAGAGGCAAUGGUGAUGUAUUGGUGGCUUAUACAGAGGUUUCUAGAGGAACAAAGUUUCCCCUUCAGGGACCUCUUAUUAUGCAGCCACCAGCAGAAGAUAACUACGGUGUAGACGCCUGUGCCAUAUCAUGCCUCGACACAACUCCCACAGCUCUUAUCAUAGCAACAGGAGAGGGACGACUUCACCAUUGUCUGUUGAUACCAGCACAAGAUGUGGAAGAUAUGACAUUACAGUCUGAAGCCAGUUUUGCAGAAAGCAGUAUUACCAAUAGUACAAAGUAUGACUCUCCAUCAGAGGCCUCCAUCUUUGUUUUUGAAAGUGUUGAAUUGGAGUUGUCACUAGCAACAGGACGAGUUGACCCUUAUGAACCUGUGGAAGAAGAUUUUACAUGCCCUAUCAAAAUAGUUAAAGAUGCGCUGGCUCCUGACAGAUAUCAUUGUUUACAUGCUGCUGGUGUUCACACUGUCGCUCUGCCGUGGAUAGAAGAAUACUAUCAACAAUAUUUCCUUUCUGAAGAGGAUGCUGAUGUUCCUGAGAAUUUAGAAUGUACUGUAGAACAUCUAGUGUGUACAAAGCCUCUCCCAUCUAGUCCCCCAGCACCAGUUAUUGGAUUAGCUGUUGUAAAGGAGUGGCAGACAGGAUCAGCUCUGUUAACACUGACCAGUGAUAUAGAGUUUAUCUCACUUCCACUUAGGUCCAGAAUAGUAACAUAUACCACAUCUAGUUUGCAAACACCAACAGGGACAAUCAGAUCACCAUUACGUAAAUUACCCAGAGAGCCAUUUGAUCAAUAUAUAGCCAAAGUGUUACAAAAGAAUUUCACUAAUCCUUUGUUAAAAUCAGGCAAAAAAACUGAGAUGACACAACAGGAAUGUUAUCAGCUGUUGAGUCGUACAACACAGGUGUUUAGAGAGGAAUAUCUACAGAAACAAGAUCUAGCUCAACAAGCUAUACAGAAAAGAGUAAGGAUAUUAACAAACCUUAAAGAGAAACAGUCAGAUGAUUUAGAUUAUUUGUCGCAGUUAAAGGCAGAUAUGCAUGAACAAGCAGGAGAACUAGGUGUCAAGUGUGAUGAGUGUCAAGAAAAAAAUGACGAAAUUCUUAAAAGAAUAGAAAGCAUAAUGAGAAAGUUACAAGCUAGACUUCCAGUUCUGUCUGAGGCUGAGAGGAGUAUGAAGAGAGAAUUGGAAACCAUGCAUGAUAAAUUAGAGAGUUAUAAAAAUAAUUUACAACAGCUUGAAAUAAAACAGAAAUAUCAAAAGAGACAGAUUGAUAACCAGAGGAAUAAUGCUGUGUCCAGUCCUGUGUUAAAAGAUACUCAGCUCAAACAGAUUAAAGACACCAUGAGAAAAGAGGGAGAUGAGUUGAAUGAAUUAAUGAGGAGGGUCAAUCAGAUGAAAAUGGAGUCAGGAGUUUGACCUGUUGACUAGUGUUAUAAAAUGCUUUACUGUGAUAAUUCUUCUGAUGUAUGGAGAACUGCGACACUAGUGUGGAAUAACUUAUUUCAUUGUGCUGUAAUCGUCUCAUUAUGGAAGUUCUGUGACUGUCUUUGAUAUUGUUGUGAUUUAUGAUUCUGUAAUAGUGACCAAAGGUUCAUACAUUGAUAAUUAAUUUUAUAUGAAAAAUGACAAUUAAAAUAUUUGUUGUAGUUUUGUAAAGGAAAGAGAUAUUUGUGCUCA